AAGCUAUAAAGAAUGUGGUUGUAACGACGGCCCUUUUGACUUUAAUUUAGUCAUCAUUCUCAACAUGUUUAAAAUCUGUAUGUGUACUUGUCUUCUCCUCGGUUUGACGAUUGUGGAGAUGAAGGCUCUCAAAGUAACGGGCCAUGUUGGUGAAAAGGUGACAUUUAAAUGUUGUAACUGGAAAACUUGGACGAAAAUACAAACUAAUGUUAAGUAUCUUUGUGAAAAACCAUGCAAACAAGACAAGCACAUCAUCAUCAAAGCAGCAUUUAGUAUGACUGAGAAUAAGGACAGAAUACAGAUAACAAACGUAGAUGAUUGUUUGUUGGUGACUUUCAUGGAUCUCAAAUUGUCAGACUCCAAAACAUAUGAUUGUGGAAUGGAGCGAUCUAUCUGGGAUUCAUUUAUAGAGGUGAAUCUUCAAGUUAUUGAUGGUCCGAUAACCUCUGUUACAACAACUACAGCUGGUUUGACAUCAUCAUUUCCUGUGACAACAACAAGCACCAUGUCCUCAAGAUUGGAUAUGACUACAAAUUCAGGAAGUGUACCGUACCUGAUUGUAGGUUUCAUUGUGACGAUAGUUUCACUGAUUGUCCUGUUGCAGCUUAUAAGGACUAUGAAGAGACAACAUAAAGUGGUUGGAAGUUUUCCUGCUCAUUAUCGACGAGAUAAUGCAGAUGUCGCUGAUAUCCAAUGAAGGAGAGAAGGAAGAAGAAGAAUUGUCAUAGAAGAAUAAGCCCUUGCACAGACUGGUCUGGAAGACAGCAUGGAAGCACAAUGAUAGGCACUGGCUGGAAUAGUGUACUCAGACAUCUGUAUCAGGUAUGGGAUGGAGGUCCCAAAGUCAAACAGAAAUUCUUCCAAAGGUGAAGGACAAUGGCAGAGCUGAGAUCCAGUGGGACUUCCAGAUCCAGACUUACAAAAGUAAUGAAAGAUACUGUGGUGGUCAGGCCUGCAACAGAAAACUGAAAAGAUGUGACAAGUGAAGCCAACAGUGGCGCCAAUGGUAAUCAGAUCACUGGGUUAUGAUAUCAAACUGUAAGUAGCUUCGAUCGAUCCCAAGUUUCUUGGACAGCUGUUGAUUAUAAACUCAUAAGCUUGCUAUAAUUGUUGAUAUCUUAAACUUCUUUCUUGAUUUAAAUGACUGACCAAUUUUGGCCGUCCAUAUAAAUCCCAGUAAUAGCCUGGACCACCUCAUGUAAUUUCAGCCAUUUCUGUAAAUUCAAUGAAGUGUUUUGCUCAGUGGGGAAGCUUGCUAACUGUAAAAUAAUUUAACUAAUUUUAUGAUGUUGUUCAGUUGCUUGUUGUCUAGUAAACAUUGAGCUUGACUGGUGCAAUUACUUAUCCUUGCUCUACUUUGAAAAUAAUCACAAUUUAGUCUUAUUUUCUUGUGUUCUUCUUUUCUCAUUUCUUUAAUAUUUCUCACAAAAAGAAUUCAAGUGAAAUAAAUGUGCUACUCUACUGAUGCAGCAAAAGGAAACGUUUUCCAAGUCUUUAGGCUAAAUUGAAUAAGUGAUUAUUUUAGUUAAUAAUUUAUAUAAUUUUAUGAGUCAAAGACAUCUAUUGGUAUAUUUGUUUCACACCAAUAUUGUCCAAACAGUAAAAAAGUUUGCACUACAGCACAAUCAUCAAAAUCACAAAAAUCUGCUAUAGUGAGACUGUACGAGAAGUUUUAACUUAACAACUUAAAUUCAUCAAUUUAAUGAAAACUUGAAGGAAAAUAUUGCCAUUGUGGAUGAUUCAGAAUUGAUGUACAAAUUGUUAAAAAUUUGAUUAUGUAACUGAUAACACAAUUUUGAAAGACACAAAAGGGGGAACAGCAGAAGUGCAGCACCCUGACAGUCUACGCACACAACGGAUACGGUCGCUGAGCAUGAAAUCCAACAGCACCUUAUGGGCGGCUCUUCCUUUGCUUGGAAAGUCCAGUUUGUUUGUGGAAGCAUUAAUUUGCAAACUGAUGCAGAUCAAAGAAGUGAACUCUGGUCUGCCAACAAAAGCAGAUCCCAGUCUUCUUCAAGAGACCCACAUUCAGGAAGCGGCCUAAAACACAAAGGGCAUUGUAGAUAAACAAAACCAAAAAAAAUGUGCAUGUAGACGAUGGAUGGCUCUGGCCAGGAGAAAUGGCUCACAGUCAGCACAACAAAGUACAUGAAACCGCUAGAUCACUAGGAUCUGAUGUCGCUCCAUGUUUUGCUGUUUUGCAGUUGAAACAGAAAUUUUCCUAAUAGAUUAAAAUCUUUCCUUGUUGUGUGUUAUACUGAUAGAUUUGGUAUUGACCCAUAAGUAAGUUGAUCAAGUUAAUGAAAAGGUAGAAUAGUUGAUACAUAGACCAAUACUGAUACUUUUUCAUAGAGCUUUUCAAAAAUUCAUGUGUAAAUACAUAAACUGACUUGUGGAAUUAACAAAUAAUUUUAUUAUUAUUAUUAUUAUUAUUAUUAUUAUUAUUAUUAUUGUUGUUGUUAUUAUUAUUGUUGUAGUUGGUGUUGUUGUUGUUGUUAUGAUUCAUAGACAAGAAAGAACGAAAAAAGUUAUUAUUCAUGACAUAAAAAUCUGAAUUUGGCAUUAUCUCUGUAUGGGAAGCUGAUUGUGGGCAUAUAUGUGCCUUGUUACAUUACACAUACUGUAUGUAGUCAUGUACAAAAAGCCUCCCAGAAAAUGAAGAAAUGUUUCACCUCUAAACAUUUUCACAAGUGAUGCACAGCUGUCCAUGUGUCCUCUGCAGAAAAGUGCAGAUGUAAAUGGUUAAUGGUGGUUUUGUUUGUUAAAUUAUUUAUUUUAGGCUUAAAAUAAAUACAAAGAGGAAAAACUAAA
Molecule: messenger RNA, 2811 nt
Organism: Melanotaenia boesemani (Boeseman's rainbowfish)
Lineage: Eukaryota; Metazoa; Chordata; Actinopteri; Atheriniformes; Melanotaeniidae
Product: CMRF35-like molecule 1
Exons: 6
Coding region: 65-697 (210 amino acids)
Source: RefSeq, a predicted model, not a curated record